AAUGCUCCAGACUUUUCUCCACCUCUUCCCCGCACAGAGAAUUCUGUUCUUUUUUUGUACCGUCUAGUUGCUGACUAUUAUAUAAGACUUUGUGUUGUUUGUUUAUUGGCGUGUGACAGGCUCCCUUAAACCCCAGUCUCGAUGAACGUGAUCAACAGGAUGAAACAGAUUCAAGAGCUUUCUGCACGUGUUAGGUGCUUGUGUUGGGGAGAAGCAGCUACGAUAAUGGGCUUAUGAAGCUUACCUGUUGACUGGAGCAUAUCAAGUGCUUGGGAGACGCUCUUGCUGUCAAGAGCAGGUUUGUCUCCUUUCUUCGAGAACUUGUUAAGCCUAUUGAAAGUUCAUGCUCAGGAUGCUCAGGUGGAUUGUUUCCGGUGCAUCAUUUUCGUCGAGACGCGAUCUGCAGCCAGGGCCAUGACCAAAAUUUUGAAUUUUGUGGCUGCGAGCGAGAGUGAGUUUGGAUGGAUUUCGCCAGUGUGCUUGGUGGGACAUUGUAAAAGUGAUGAUGAAUCAAUGACAAUGGCCCAGCAAAGCAACAUUCUCAGCAACUUCAGACAAGGGAAGACAAAUGUCAUGGUGGCGACAUCAGUUGCGGAAGAAGGCAUCGAUAUUCCCAGUUGCAAUUUAGUGGUGCGCAUGGAGCCUGCUCAGACAGUCAUAAAGUUUGUUCAGGCACGAGGCCGUGCAAGAUACACGAGAAGUCAUUAUGUAAUAAUGUGCUGCGAUGCUUUAGAUGAUGAAGAACAGGUCUUAAAGCUAGUUGAGCGCGAAUCAGACAUGCAGAAGGUCUUGGAUGACCUAGACGUGUCUCAUGUGGCUGAAAAUUGCUGGAUUAGAGAAUGUUCUGCCAAAGAGCCAGAGCCACUGCUUGCACUAGAUCCAAGGUCCCAUGAUCAUACGCACUUGGCAAUUGGUUCAGAGCAGACGGUUCAUGGACCAAUAGAGGUGAAUAUGGAUGAUUUGGUGCAAACUCAAGCAACAGUGAAACAGAAGUUCACUGAUGGAAAGUGUCUCUUUGAAACCAUGGUUCGUUUGGUACAGUGCCCAAAUGAGCUUGGCCGUGUGCCGUUGAUGAGAGUCGCCACAGGGAUGUUUUCCUUGCUAGGGCGGAGAUCUCCGUUUGAAGUUGACAAGCAGGUUUGGUUUUCUGCCGACAAUCGCCGUUGCUUCAUGUGGAAAGUUGUGGCUCCCUUAUGUAACUUGUGCAAGCUUAAGGUUUUGCACGUGAAUUGGACAGAUGAGUUCGAUGCCAAAUUGGGGCCAUGCAAAAUGCUUGGGCCACAGACCCGCCUACAAUUGAGGCGGUGCGAAACGAGGUGAUUCGCUCAGAUCUUGGGUGAACUUCCACUGGAACGACCCGUGAAGUGUUCGAGGCAAUAUCGAAACGGAAGGACCCUGACUCGUGAAGUCCAUGAAGCGUUUGAUCCUGAGAGCGACUAUGUUUCAAUGGUGAAUACACACUUGCAAAUCACACGCAGGCCACAUUCAGAGCAGAGGGUGGCGCAAUACGUCACAAUUCGCGCAACCACUCCGUUCGUUAUUGAAGUUCGACUUGAUCACUUAGUUUGGAAAGGCUUGCCGCAGAGCAAAAUUAAACUGGCAAAGCAGUCUGCUGCGUACGAAUCCUGGAAGACCCUCUCUGAACCUUCCUCUUUCUGAGAGCUCAACGCAUCGCU
This is a messenger RNA of Durusdinium trenchii, 1676 nucleotides long. The record is from the annotation of a GenBank genome assembly. NCBI's taxonomy places the organism in Eukaryota, Dinophyceae, Suessiales, Symbiodiniaceae.